Molecule: messenger RNA, 690 nt
Organism: Aspergillus affinis
Lineage: Eukaryota; Fungi; Ascomycota; Eurotiomycetes; Eurotiales; Aspergillaceae
Gene: cwc21
Product: U2-type spliceosomal complex subunit CWC21
Exons: 1
Coding region: 1-690 (229 amino acids)
Source: RefSeq, a predicted model, not a curated record
AUGUCCUCGAACGUCGGCCUCACGACCCCCCGCGGUAGCGGCACAUCGGGAUACGUGCAACGCAACUUCGCAUUCAUGAAGCCGCGCACCGCGGGCUACGGGGCGCCGUAUCCGCCCGUGUCCUCCGGCGCGAACGCCACGGACCCAGGACGGCCCUUUAAGCAACGGAUGCCGGAUCGACAGAUCCUCGAACAUGAUCGACGGAGAGCCGUUGAGGUGAAGGUUAUGGAGGAGAGGGAGAGGUUGGAGGAGGAGAAUGAGCGGUUAGAAGAGGAAGGGGACCAGGGAGGUCAGGAGGAUAAGGAGGGGAAGGAAGAUGGUGAGGAGGAGGAGAAGACGAGUGGGGAGGACAAGGAGAAGAAGAUCCUAACGGACGAGGAAAUCGAUGAACGGUGCGAAGCGCUGCGCGAGAAACUGCUCAAGGAGUUGGAGGCGGAUGAGGCGCAGGAACAACAGCGCGGGUCGCAGCCGGCUUCGAGGAAAGGAGGACGCGAUUUGCCGCCGAAGGGGAGGCGCCAGUUCAAAUCUUAUCAGGUGCAUGAGCAGGCGGAGGCCAAGAUCGAGGAGAGUGAGCGGCUGCGCAGGGCUUUGGGGAUUAGGGAGGAUCGGGAGACGGGGGAGUUGUCGAGUGGACGCAGGGGCGGGGAUUCGGAAGGGAAGAAGAGGGAGUGGGAUCGUGAGAGGUAUUGA